Molecule: messenger RNA, 3819 nt
Organism: Prionailurus viverrinus (fishing cat)
Lineage: Eukaryota; Metazoa; Chordata; Mammalia; Carnivora; Felidae
Gene: MCM10
Product: minichromosome maintenance 10 replication initiation factor
Exons: 21
Coding region: 122-2746 (874 amino acids)
Biological process (GO): DNA replication; DNA replication initiation
Cellular component (GO): nucleus; replication fork protection complex
Molecular function (GO): single-stranded DNA binding; DNA replication origin binding
Source: RefSeq, a predicted model, not a curated record
UGGCGGGUCUGGCUGUAGGUCUGGAAGGGGUGCUGAGUAGGCCGAGAUUCGACAUUCCUGCCAUCUCCUGGGCACUGGAUUCUCCUUUGAAGUUCCCUAUCACAACUGUUCUCUUGACAGCAUGGAUGGGGAGGAAGAUGAUUUGUCUCUGCUGACUGCAUUGCUGGAGGAGAAUGAGUCAGCCCUGGACUGUAAUUCAGAAGAGAGUCACCGCUUGACCCAGGAAGAUCGUGAACCUGAUGCAUUUGAUGAGCUCUUUGAUGCAGAUGAUGACGGUGAAUCUUACUCAGAGGAGCCUGCUGAUGGAGAAGUGGGAGAGACUGAGGACCGAAAGGAAAAUCUGGCCACUCUCUUUGGAGAUAUGGGGGACUUAACAGAUGAAGAAGAAGUUCCCACACUGCAGUCAACUAAAAACAGUGUCCCCACUGCUCCUGCUCCCAGUCAAGGGAAAAGUAAUCAAGAGUUGCAAGAUGAAUUAAAGAAGUUGCAAGAGCAGAUGAAAUCCUUACAAGAACAGCUAAAAAUAGCAACAAUUACACAGCCUGCAAGUCCAGCCCUUCUGCAUAAAUCUCCUGCUAAGUCCCCACGUCCCCCUCUAAAGGAGAAGAAAGUUCAGAGAAUUCAGGAGUCAACAUGCUUCGCUGCAGAGCUUGAUGUCCCUGCUCUACCGAAAACCAAGCGGGUGGCUCGGACUCCGAAGGUUUCACCUGCAGAGCCCAAAAGUUCGUCUUCAGGGAUGACAAGUACACUUUCCCAACCACUCCGAACUACUCCUGGAAACAAACCUAGCGGGUUGACCAGAGAUCACAGCGCAGGGACCCCCAGGAGUUCUGGAGAACCGCAGACCGUGAUCUCUGUGGAAGCCUUCUCGGGCCUGAGACUCAGGCGGCCUCGAGUGUCCUCCACAGAGAUGAACAAGAAAAUGAUUGGCCGAAAACUGAUCAGACUUUCUCAGCUCAAGGAAAAGAUGGCAAGUGAGAAGCUGGAAGAAAUAGACUGGGUGACUUUUGGGGUUAUAUUGAAGAAAAUCACUCCACAGAGUUGUAAUAGUGGGAAAACAUUUAGUAUCUGGCGACUGAAUGAUCUCCGUGACCUGACGCGGUACGUGUCGUUGUUCUUGUUUGGAGAAGUUCACAAACAACUCUGGAAGACUGAACAGGGUACUGUCAUAGGGUUGCUCAACGCGAACCCCAUGAAGCCCAGGGAUGGUUCUGAGGAGGUGUGUUUGUCUGUUGAUCAUCCUCAGAAGAUCUUAAUCAUGGGUGAAGCUCUUGACCUGGGAACCUGUAAAGCAAAGAAGAAGAAUGGACAGCCGUGUACACAGACUGUUAAUUUGAACGACUGUGAGUACUGCCAGUACCACAUCCAGACCCAGUACAAGAAGCUCAGUGCCAGGCGAGCUGAACUGCAGUCAACCUUCUCCGGAGGACGAAUUCCAAAGAAGUUUGCCCGCAAAGGCACCGGCCUGAGAGAACGGCUGUGUCAGGAUGGUUUUUACUAUGGAGGAGUUUCUUCUGCGUCGUACGCGGCCUCCGUUGCAGCUGCUGUUGCUCCUAAAAAGAAGAUUCAAACCACUCUGACUAAUAUGGUCGUCAAGGGGACAGACUUGAUCAUUCAGGAGGCCCAACAAAAGCUUGGAAUACAUCAGAAAACCUUGUCUUGCUCUGAGGAAUUCAGGGAACUGAUGGACUUGCCUACAUUUGGAGCCAGAAACUUGAAACAACAUUUAGCCAAAGCCAGGUCAUCAGGGCUGACAGGGAGCCUGAAACCCGCUUUCCAGUCUGUCUCGGCGUCAGCCCUCUUGAAGCAGCAGAAACAGCACAUGCUGGAGAUGAGGAAAAAGAGAUCAGAAGAAAUACAGAAACGAUUUCUCCAAAGCUCAAGUGGGGUCGAAAGCCUGGCUGUGCCACCCUCUUCUCAACGGGCCCCUUCUCGGUCUCCACAAAUGGGGGCUGAGUUCCCCAGCCUGGAAGGAACACCAGCCACACCGAUGCCCAAGCUUGGACGAGGCAUCUCAGAAGGAGAUGAUGUUCUAUUUUUUGAUGAGUCCCCGCCACCAAGACCAAAACUGAGUGCUUUAGCAGAAGCCAAAAAGUUAGCUGCUAUAACCAAAUUAAGGGCAAAAGGUCAGAUUCUUACAAAAACAGAUCCAAACGGCAUUAAAAAGAAGCAGAAGGACCCCCAGGAUGUCCUGGAAGUGAAGGAACGUGUAGAAAAGAACAACACGUUUUCUCCUCAAGCUGAAGAUGAAUUGGAGCCUGCCAGGAAAAAAAGAAGAGAACAACUUGCCUACCUGGAAUCUGACGAAUUUCAGAAAAUUCUAAAAGCAAAGUCGAAGCACACAGGGGUUCUAAGAGAGGCAGAGGCUGAGCUGCAGGAACGCUAUUUUGAGCCACUGGUGAAAAAAGAACAAAUGGAAGAAAAGAUGAGAAGCAUCAGAGAAGUGAAAUGUCGAGUAGUAACAUGCAAGACGUGUGCCUACACCCACUUCAAGCCUUUGGAGACCUGCGUCAGUGAGCAGCACGACUAUCACUGGCAUGACGGCCUGAAGAGGUUUUUCAAGUGUCCCUGUGGAAACAGAAGCAUCUCCCUUGACAGGCUCCCCAAAAAGCACUGCAGUAAUUGUGGCCUCUUCAAAUGGGAACGAGAUGGAAUGCUAAAGGAAAAAACAGGCCCAAAGAUAGGAGGCGAAACCCUGUUACCAAGAGGAGAAGAACAUGCCAAAUUUCUGAAUAGCCUUAAAUAGCCCUAACUUCAAACAGACCCAGCUCAGCUGUCUAUAUGAGCCGCUUCAACACCCGCCUGUCGUCGCUCCCCUGAAUUCCUCCCAGCCUGUGACCAGCCCAUCAUCUAGCACCUUCACAGAGACUACAGACACUUCCUCUUUGUUCCAUGCUGGUAUCGUGGCUCUCCAGCCAAGAAGUGCCUGGAGGGCAGGGUCUGGCAUAUCUGUGCAGGGACAGGGGUAUUAUUGAUAACCUGGGCCUGGAGUUGUUCAAUUCUCUGAACAAAGACUCUCUCUCUCUCUCUCUCUCUUUCUCUCUCUCUCUCUCUCUGGAUAUGAAACACAGAGCAGCUUUCUGGUCUCAGCAUGGGCUAUCUAGGAAAACGGAAGGGAAAGGAUACAUUGGCAAGGCCCGUGGAAGAACAUACAAGUGAGGUCUGUGGGAUACGAAGCAUGAGCCAAGCUGCUCAGGGUCCCUGUCUGUCCAGGAAUCUGGUGAAUGUAUGGCUUAUAUUCUGAGUUCUCCACAAUUCUGGGCGGCUCGGCAUGGCUUAAGGCAGACCCAGGGAGAAAAGGAACUGAGUCACCUCAGGAAGCCCACGCAGGGGCGAACCGUGCCAGAAGGAAACAGGCACACAGGCCCCAGUCUUGCCAUCCUCGUGGGGAUGGCUUUGAAGCAAGCCUCUAUGGGUGCUCUGCUAGGCUAAGCCAUAUAUGACAGGCCUGGGAAACCAAAAGGACUGGAAAAGGACAGAGAAGAACCCUGGCCUUCUUCCUCCUAGUAAACGUCAAAAUGUAUCUUACUUGGAAAAAGAAAGCAUUGUCCUAUGUGAUGUCCCAGUUCCACCCCAGCCCUGGGGAAUGUAUUAGGAUGUAGCUUCCCUAAAGUUUGGAAAACACUAGCACUACAAGAUGCAAGGAUCCCAGGGUCAAAUAAGUUUGGGAACUACUAGACUAUCUCCCUCCUCUCUACCAGAUUCACAAUGCAGGAGCAUAUUAAAGGCUCUGACAAGUCCUACAGCUGGAAAACUGCCGCAUCCCUCCAAACUUAAUCGACCAUAUCAUCUUUAUUCAUGGAGCACCUGUUAACAUCC